CUCCCAGCGCCUGUUGACGUUUUUUUUAUGCACUCUGCGUUAUGAAAUACGUUAUGAAAUAUAUUUUUUUUUCUCCCCAAUCCUCCUGAUUAUAAUUUAACCAGUACGGACUCAAACGAAGCAUUGAUGACAUUGCUCCGGUGUGGCCGUGGAAUGGGCGUGACAGCUACACAAUAACAACAACAACAACAACAACAACCACCACCACCACCACAGCAACGGCUCUGCUUCCGGUUUCUGGAUCUAGCUGUCAGACUCCAGCAUCUCUCUCUAACGCGGAAUCGCAUCGUCAGCAGAUUUAACUCUAUGCUUUGUACAUUUAGUUACCUGCUAUCGGUUAAUUUUUACACUUUGCAGCGGUUUUUGGAGCUGGAGAUACCACGGCUGGAGUCGCUCGGCUGUCGGACAGAGUUAGCUUCCACCACGCUUUAGUAUGAGCGAAGGAGAGGUGUUUCAUGAGAAGCAGAGACUGGAGCUGUGCGCGAUUCAUGCCCUGAACAACGUGCUGCAGGAGCGGGUCUUCACCAAGGAGACGGCCGACGAAAUCUGCAAACGGCUGGCUCCUCAGUGUGUGGUGAACCCUCAUCGCUCAGUGUUGGGUACGGGAAACUAUGAUGUCAACGUCAUCAUGGCAGCACUACAGAGCAGAGAGCUGGCUGCAGUGUGGUGGGACAAACGCAGAACGGUACAGAACCUUUGCAUGUCCAAGGUGCACGGCUUCAUACUUAAUGUUCCGUCACGCGUGUCGCUUGGGAUCGUGUCGCUCCCCCUCAGACGGCGGCACUGGCUCGCAGUGCGGCAAGUCAACGGGCAGUACUACAACCUGGACUCCAAACUGAAGAGUCCCGUCUGCAUUGGCGGAGAAGCAGAACUACGUACAUUUCUCACUGAACAGCUUUCUCAGGACGUGGCAGAGAUGCUGCUGGUUGUCCGUCGGGAGGUAGAGGAGGACGGCUCGUGGCUGAACCCUGACAGCUCCAGCAAGUGACACACCUUGGAACAGGACAAACCUUUACAUAGCAUGGAAAACUCGCUCUGGGAAAAAAAAAAAAAAGACUCGCAUUUUUUUAAAACAGACACCUCUUUACAGAGAAUUCUUCAGGGAAUGCACUACAAAUUCAUAAAAUAUCAACACAGAAACACACAGAGGAAAUUCCAAAGAGAAGCAAAGACGAGGUGGUACUCCUGACAUGAAGAGCUGCUUUGGUUGUAACGGUUACCGCGGUAACUGUUAGGCCGUGGUUCUGAUAUAACCCGUGUGGCUUGCACCUGGAUUGUCUGCCCUGCUCUUGAUACAUUUGUUUAAUAAUGGGGAGGCGCAGCUAAGCUAACAGAGUUGCAAGCAUAAGUGUUAUUUUUGGGCUAGUUUGAUGAUGCUUGACUUGUGACAUGCAACUGAACUUUCACUUUUUUGUAACGGGAAAAUUAGAAAAACCUCUUUGUGCAUGAAACACCAUCUGUAGUGAUGAUAAAUGGCCUACUUUGCUUUAACACCAUCAGACUACACAUUAAGAGAGAAUGGUUCAAUAGUAUUUUGCCACGGAAGAUGGACUCACUUUUAUGAUCCAAGCGCAGAAAUUCAAUCACAAUGUAUGAGUUGGUUAUUUCGGAAUUUGACAAAAAGCGCCUGAAUUCACCGCCUGUCUCCCCAUCUUUGUCGCUCCUCCUCUAUGCACUGCAGAGUUAGACUUGUUUGAGCUGGUUGUCGUGUUCCUACAGGCGCAAAGGUACUGUGAAGGCACUGGCUGCUGGGGCGUUAACUCAACGUUAAUACCUUGUAUGUUUUAAUUUUGUCCAUCUGUCUUUGCCAUUGAUCUAUGCAUAUCCAAGUGAACAGGAGCACUGUCUCUGGUGUACACUAGUGACUAACUUACACAUAAUGAAGGUUAUUUAUAUUAAACACUCUUGUUUUAAAUCUCUA
Messenger RNA from Myripristis murdjan (pinecone soldierfish), 1921 nucleotides. It is a transcript of the gene josd2, whose product is annotated as Josephin domain containing 2. Lineage: Eukaryota; Metazoa; Chordata; Actinopteri; Holocentriformes; Holocentridae. Bases 434 to 988 code for a protein of 184 amino acids. The record is from RefSeq and is a predicted model, not a curated record. The transcript has 5 exons. Gene Ontology annotation, biological process: protein deubiquitination. Gene Ontology annotation, molecular function: cysteine-type deubiquitinase activity.